AUGAAUCCCCCCACACUACCCCAACCACAAACUCAACAACAGCCACCGCCACCGCCACCGCCACAGCUCCAACCAAACCGCCCCUCCACCUCCUGCGACACCCACCCUCAAGAAACCUUCACCGGCUUCUGCCCUUCAUGCCUCUGCGAACGCCUCGCCGUUCUCGAUCCAAACAACACCACCACCUCCUCCUCUUCCACCUCCAACCGCAAACCCCCCACUUCCUCCACCGCCGCCGCCGCACUUAAAGCAAUCUUCCGUCCCUCCACCUCCCAACGCAACUACCGCCCUCCAACCACAUCUUCCUCCAACUCCCUCUUCCCUGAACUCCGCCGCACUAAAUCCUUCUCCGCCUCCAAAAACGAAGGCUUCUCCGGCACAUUCGAGCCUCAACGAAAAUCCUGCGACGUUCGCGGCCGUAGCACUCUAUACUCUCUCUUCAAUCAAGCCGACGAACGCAAAAUCCCCAAACCGGAACCUCCGCGUCUCCUCCCUGAGCUUGAUACCAGAAACCUAGCUUCUUCAUCUUCUACUCUUCAACAACCUUUCAUCGAGUCAGAAGAAGACGAAGACGACGAAGAAGAAAAUAACAUUGUCGUUGAAGAUUCAGACAAAGACGAAGUUAGGGUUUUAGAACCGCCACAACCACGAGAACGAGAACGAGAGCUUUCCAAUGUGAUUGAAGAAACUUUUCACGAAAUCGUAGAAGAAGAGCCUGAUUUUCAAAUUGAACCGGAACCAGAGUUGGUUUUUGCUGAAGAAGAGACCUUGAAACCGAUGAAAGAACACAUGGAUCUAGAUUCUCAAGCGAAGAAAAGUUCAGGUCGAGAUUUAAAGGAAAUCGCUGGAAGUUUCUGGUCUGCAGCUUCGGUUUUCAGCAAGAAGCUUCAGAAAUGGAGGCAGAAGCAGAAAGCUAAGAAGCGAGGACCGAGAAACGGUGCUGUUUCGGGGUCUUCAACUCUAUUGCCGGUAGAGAAGCCUAUCGGCCGUCAAUUUCGGGAAACUCAGUCAGAGAUCGCGGAUUACGGCUUCGGCCGUCGUUCCUGUGAUACUGAUCCACGAUUCUCGCUUGAUAUUGCUCGCAUGUCGUUUGACGAUCCUCGAUACUCGUUCGAGGAGCCACGGGCUUCAUGGGAUGGUUAUCUGAUUGGAAAGACAUUUCCCAGAAUGCCUUUGCCUACUAUGCUUUCUGUUGUUGAAGAUGCUCCUGUUCAUGUUCAAAGAACUGAUUCGCUUAUACCGGUUGAGGAGCCACCACUUUUGAAUGAGAAUGGUGAAGAGAAUAUUAAUAUGCCUGGUAAUUCGACUCAGACGAAAGAGUAUUACUCUGAUUCUUCAACGAGGAGAAGGAAAAGCCUUGAUAGGUCUAGUUCUAUUCGAAAAACUGCUGCUGCUGUUGUUGCUGAUUUGGAUGAAUUGAAACCUGUUUCUAAUGCUAAGAAAGUUGACAGGGAUUUGAGGGAUUAUUCAAAUAAUUCCAAUUCUAAUUCAAAUAAUUCCUUGAGGGAUGAUUGUUCUGAGAGUUUUGAAUUGGGGUAUAGAGAUAAUGCUUCUGUUGUUGGGAGUAAUAACGGUUAUGGUGAUCGUAAAGGAGGGUCUAAGAAGAGUUCGAGUAGAUGGAGCAAGGCGUGGAGUAUUUGGGGCUUUAUACAUCGUCGUGGUGGAGGGAAUAAUAACAAAGAGGAGGAAGAUGAUAGGUAUAGUAGUAGAGGAGGUAACGGUAAUGGGGUGGAACGUUCUUAUUCCGAGUCGUGGCAGGAGUUUAGAGGGGAAAGGAAUGGGGAUGUUAGAGGCGGUGUUGGAAUUGGUAGUAUUGGUGGUGGUGGUGGUUUGAAUAGGAAGAUAUUGAGGAGCAAUAGUAGUGUGAGUUGGAGGAAUGCACCGAGCAUGGGAGGAAGCAUGGGUGGGGGAGGAGGAAUUUUCAGUGGGAGGAAGAGUGAUGUUCAGAGUAGUAACGGGUACCUUGGAAGAAAAGGAAGGGAUGAGUUUGUGUUGGAGAGGAACAGAAGUGCGAGAUAUUCUCCUAACAACAGCAUGGAUAAUGGUGGUCUCUUGAAGCUCUACUUAACGCCUGGUGGCCGGAGAAACGGUGCCUCGAAAGGAAGGUCCAAUCAGGCACAUUCUAUUGCUAGAAGUGUACUUAGGUUGUAUUGA
Vicia faba (fava bean) is the source of this 2154-nucleotide messenger RNA. The record is from the annotation of a GenBank genome assembly. NCBI's taxonomy places the organism in Eukaryota, Viridiplantae, Streptophyta, Magnoliopsida, Fabales, Fabaceae.